AUGAAGGUACACGUGAAAAACUGGCAUGCUAUCGCACAGUGGCGUUGGGACACAGGCGCCUCCGACGCGGACGACGACGGCGAGGGCGAUGUCUGUGGUAUAUGCCGUGUCCCAUACGAAGGCUGUUGCCCAUCUUGCAAGAUGCCCGGAGACGAUUGUCCAUUGAUCUGGGGAGAGUGCAGUCACGUAUUCCAUAUGCAUUGUCUGUUGCAGUGGAUAGGGACGGCAGCGUCCAAGCAGCAGUGUCCGAUGGAUCGAAGGCCGUGGGUGACGGCUGAGCGGAAGGUUGCCAAGCAAGGACGAUGA
Postia placenta MAD-698-R-SB12 is the source of this 306-nucleotide messenger RNA. RefSeq lists its product as hypothetical. Gene Ontology annotation, molecular function: cullin family protein binding; zinc ion binding; ubiquitin protein ligase activity. The record is from RefSeq and is a predicted model, not a curated record. Bases 1 to 306 code for a protein of 101 amino acids. The transcript is spliced from 3 exons. Gene Ontology annotation, cellular component: nucleus; anaphase-promoting complex. Gene Ontology annotation, biological process: protein ubiquitination; positive regulation of mitotic metaphase/anaphase transition; anaphase-promoting complex-dependent catabolic process. NCBI's taxonomy places the organism in Eukaryota, Fungi, Basidiomycota, Agaricomycetes, Polyporales, Adustoporiaceae.